Molecule: messenger RNA, 1435 nt
Organism: Carica papaya (papaya)
Lineage: Eukaryota; Viridiplantae; Streptophyta; Magnoliopsida; Brassicales; Caricaceae
Source: RefSeq, a predicted model, not a curated record
UAUGGAUUUCUCAAAACCUAUAGGAACUUAAGGGAAAUGUUCAAGAUCGAUGCUGCUGACUACAUGAUGUCCAUUUGUGGAAACGACGCACUUAGGGAACUUUCUUCUCCUGGGAAAAGUGGUAGUGUGUUUUUUCUGUCUCAAGAUGAUCGUUUUAUGAUUAAGACACUCCGCAAAUCAGAAGUUAAGGUCCUUGUAAGAAUGCUUCCAAAGUAUCAUCAUCAUGUGAGGACAUAUGAGAAUACACUCAUAACAAAGUUCUUUGGUCUUCACAGGAUCAAGCCUUCAAGUGGUCAGAAGUUCCGCUUUGUGGUGAUGGGAAAUAUGUUCUGCACAGAAUUGAGGAUCCAUCGAAGAUUUGACUUAAAAGGUUCAUCAUUAGGGCGUUCUGCAGACAAGUUUGAGAUUGAUGAAAGCACAAUACUCAAAGAUUUGGACCUAAACUAUUGCUUCUAUUUGGAACCCUCUUGGCGAAAAGAUUUACUAAGCCAAAUAGAGAUUGACAGUAAAUUCCUGGAAGCACAGCAUAUUAUGGAUUACAGCCUUUUGUUGGGUGUGCAUUAUCGAGCACCACAGCACCUUCGGCCUCUCAUUUCCUACAACCAAAGUAUAAUAUCAGAUGGUUUGGGGAGUGUUGCUGAGGAAGAUACCAUAGAGGAUGACAUAUCUAAUUAUCCCCAAGGCUUGGUUUUGGUUCCUCGUGGAACUGACGAUGAUAACAGUGUUGUUGUGGGCCCUCAUAUAAGAGGCAGCCGAUUACGAGCGUCAUCUGCCGGUGACGAGGAAGUAGAUCUCCUUCUCCCUGGAACAGCAAGACUCCAGAUCCAGCUUGGCGUAAACCUGCCAGCCAGAGCAGAGCAGAUUUUAGGUAAGCAAGAAAAGCAGACGUUUAAUGAAGUCUACGAUGUUGUUCUAUACUUGGGUAUCAUUGAUAUAUUACAAGAGUACAACAUGAGUAAGAAGAUUGAACAUGCAUACAAAUCCAUUCAGUUUGAUUCCUUGUCUAUCUCGGCUGUUGACCCAACAUUCUACUCAGAGCGCUUCUUAGAAUUCAUCCAGAAGGUUUUCCCUCCAAAUUCCAAUACAUGAGCAUGAAAGUAAUCCUCUUGGUAAAGGUGAAUACUCAUCUUUCUGAGUGCUUCUGAAUGCCUUAUUUAGUUCCACGGGCAGCCAUGAGGAGUUGUACAGGAGAAGCCGGUAAUGAUAUUUCAGGUAUGGUAAGGCUGUUCUCUGGAACCUUUUAACUAAACUCGGAUGCUGAGAACAUGAGAAUAAAUGUUGUCCAGUAGAUUUAUUCUGCAAUAUAAAUGGUAGACGUUGAUACUAAUUAGUGUAUAGUGAUAGAUUUGUCGUCCUCCGAUUUUGUUUAUUGUGAUUGAAUCCUUUGUUAAUUCGUCUUUUAGAAUUAAAUCACAUUCAAUUUUUUUAAGGAAAA